Molecule: messenger RNA, 4376 nt
Organism: Amphiprion ocellaris (clown anemonefish)
Lineage: Eukaryota; Metazoa; Chordata; Actinopteri; Pomacentridae
Product: glutamate receptor 1-like
Exons: 19
Coding region: 367-3309 (980 amino acids)
Biological process (GO): synaptic transmission, glutamatergic; modulation of chemical synaptic transmission
Cellular component (GO): plasma membrane; AMPA glutamate receptor complex; postsynaptic membrane
Molecular function (GO): AMPA glutamate receptor activity; transmitter-gated monoatomic ion channel activity involved in regulation of postsynaptic membrane potential
Source: RefSeq, a predicted model, not a curated record
UCUGCAUCCAGUGAGGACAGACUGGAGAAUUCAGCUGAAGACGAAUCAUUUAUAACAAUAUCUAAUAAUCUAUAAUAAUCUGUAAUAAUAAUAAUAAUAUACUAUAAUAAUAAUAUAUAAUCUAGAAGCAGGUUGGUGUGAACUCCAGACAGACAGUUUCCAGUCAAACAGACGGAGGGAGGACCCAGACCUCCACCAAAGCCUCCAGCUGCCUCCUCUCAGUCCGACCGGAGCAGCGGAGCUGGGCGGAUGUGUGACCGGAGGAGCCGCUCCGAGCCGCCGGUGGAUGUGUGAGCGUGAGUCCGGGCUGCGGUGGACCUGAGCCGGCCCGGUGUGGAUGGGAUUCCCGCUACCGGAGGAGGAAACAUGCGGCUGCAGAGCUUCGUGCCGGUCCCGUCGGUCCGGUCCGUCCGGUCCGUCCGCCUCCCGCCGCCGCUGCUGCUGCUGCUGUUCGGGCUCUGCAGCGGAACAAGUUUCCCAACAAACAUCAACAUCGGAGGUCUUUUCCCCACCGGUUCUCAUGAGUAUGAGGUGUUUCGGUUUGCUCUGGCCCAGAACCAGGACGUUCCCAAACUGGUUCCCCAGGUGGACAUGGUGGACACCAGCAGCAGCUUCGCCAUGACCUACGCCUUCUGCUCCCAGUUCUCCAAAGGCGUGUACGCCAUCAUGGGUCUGUACGACCGGAGGACCGUCAACAUGCUGAUGUCUUUCUGCGGCUCGCUGCACGUCUGCUUCGUCACUCCGUCCUUCCCCGUCCUCACCAACAACCAGUUCGUCCUGCAGCUCCGUCCUCAGCUGCAGGAGCCUCUGAUGGCGCUGCUGGAGCACUUCUACUGGAACCACUUCGUCUACAUGUACAGCUCCAAUUCAGGUCUGUCGGUUCUUCAGAGGAUCCUGGACACGGCGGCUGAGCGGAGCUGGCAGGUGACCUCGGUGAACCUGGACACUCUGACAGAGGUCUCCUUCAUCAAGCUGCUGGCCGACCUAGACUACAAGAAGGAGUUCCAGAUCAUCAUCGACUGCGAGCUGGAGCGCCUCAACUCCAUCAUCAACCUGAUCGCUGCUCAGAAGAGGAACCUGAAGAACUACCACUACAUCCUCAACAACUUGGGUUUCCUGGACCUGAACGUCACUGAGUUCCAGAAUCUGGGUCCAAACGUAACCGGCUUCCAGCUGAUGAACCGAAGUGACCCGUUAGUUCAGAAAAUCAACCAGGAGUGGAUGGAGUUCGAUAGUAGAGACCUGAAGCUGGUCAGGAGGAGGCUGAAGUACACCGGAGCUCUGACCUAUGACGGGGUCAUCGUCAUGGCGACAGCCUUCAACAACCUGCGGCGGCAACGGAUCGACAUCUCUCGCCGUGGCAACGCUGGAGAGUGUCUGGCCAAUCCGCCGGCUCCGUGGGGGCAGGGCAUCGACAUCCAGAGAGCCCUGCAGCAGGUCCGUCUGGAUGGUCUGACAGGUCGAAUCCAGUUCGAUGAGCGAGGACAUCGGACCAACUACACCCUGACAGUGAUGGAGCUGAGCCCAGCUGGACCCAGGAAGAUGGGCUACUGGAACGAGAAGCAAGGCUACGUCAACACGGCCGUCUACAAGCCGGUUCUGGAGGAGUUCCACGGUCUGCAGAACAGAACCUAUGUGGUCACCACCAUCCUGGAGGCGCCGUACAUGAUGCUGAAGACGAACCAUGAGAAGCUGGAGGGGAAUGAUAAAUACGAAGGGUACUGUGCAGAACUCGCCUCGGAAAUCGCCAAACACGUGGGCUUCAGCUACCGACUGCAGCUGGUGGGCGACGGGAAGUAUGGCGCCAGAGACUCUGAGACCAAGAUGUGGAACGGCAUGGUGGGAGAACUGGUGUACGGGAGUGCUGACGUGGCCGUGGCUCCGCUCACCAUCACGCUGGUCCGAGAGCAGGUCAUCGACUUCACCAAACCCUUCAUGUCUCUGGGGAUCUCCAUCAUGAUCAAGAAGCCCACCAAGUCCAAACCGGGGGUCUUUUCCUUCCUGGACCCACUGGCCUACGAGAUCUGGAUGUGCAUCGUGUUCGCCUACAUUGGUGUCAGCGUGGUUCUGUUCCUGGUGAGUCGCUUCAGUCCUUAUGAGUGGCAGGGAGACGACUCUGAUGAUGAAGAUGAAACUCUGCCCUCCUCUUCCUCACGAAGACCUCCACCGACUUCAUCCUCUGAACUCACCCAGUCUCCAGGGAACCAGAACCAGCAGAAGGAGAAGGAGGCUCCAGAACACACCAAUGACUUUGGGAUCUUCAACUCUCUGUGGUUCUCUCUGGGAGCCUUCAUGCAGCAGGGCUGUGACAUCUCGCCCAGGUCUCUGUCGGGUCGGAUUGUGGGAGGAGUUUGGUGGUUCUUCACCCUCAUCAUCAUCUCCUCGUAUACGGCCAACCUGGCAGCCUUCCUCACCGUGGAGAGGAUGGUCUCCCCCAUAGAGAGUGCAGAAGACCUGGCCAAGCAGACGGAGAUCGCCUACGGGACCCUGGACGGAGGUUCCACCAAAGAGUUCUUCAAGCGCUCCAAGAUCGCCGUGUUCGAGAAGAUGUGGUCGUACAUGCGCAGCGCCGACCCCACGGUGUUCGUGAAGAACACCAACGAGGGCGUGGUGCGGGUCCGCAAGUCGAAGGGGAAGUACGCCUACCUGCUGGAGUCGUCCAUGAACGAGUACAUCGAGCAGAGGAAGCCCUGCGACACCAUGAAGGUGGGAGGAAACCUGGACUCCAAGGGCUACGGGGUGGCCACGCCCAAAGGAUCUCCACUCAGACCACUCACCAACUCUACUCUUCAGUUUUUGUCUCUGAGCUGCUUUCAGAUAGAACUUCAUUUUAAUAAAUUCGUUCGAAGAAACCCCGUUAACUUGGCAGUGUUAAAACUGAACGAGCAGGGCCUGUUGGACAAAUUGAAAAACAGAUGGUGGUAUGACAAGGGCGAGUGCGGCACCGGGGGAGGGGACUCCAAGGACAAGACGAGCGCGCUCAGUCUGAGCAACGUGGCAGGAGUGUUCUACAUCCUGAUUGGAGGGCUGGGGCUGGCCAUGAUGGUGGCUCUGGUGGAGUUCUGCUACAAGUCCAGGAUCGAGUCGAGGAGGAUGAAGGAGCUCAUCGACGCUGCCAUGAUGAGCACCACGCUGGGCGGGAUGGCGGUCGCUGGCGGAGGCGUGGCGGCCGGCGGUCUGGGAGGAGCGUCGGGACUCGGCGGUGAAAACGGCCGAGUGGUGGCUCACGACUUCCCUAAAGCCGGAGCUCAGGGUUUACCCUGCAUGAGCAAGGCUGCCGGGCUGGGACUGUCCUCCACCGGCAUGUGACCAAACCCUGCCUCCUGACUGGACGAGGACCAGAAGAUUUCACUCUAACAGAACUCUGAGAAACAGAGAGCACCUGAACACAACACUUGGGCUGAACUAAUCCUUUUUCUGCGAGCGCUGUCUGAAGCUGCUCCUCUUCUGCAACAGCCGCACCUGAGGAAGGUUUGAUUUAUGAGCAGCCCUCGUCACUCCUCCUCGGUCACGUUCUCACUAAACGUCACGUCGAUACGGCGGACGGUCGAGCAUGUUGGAACUUUUCUACUCACAGAUGAACACCUGGUCCUGAUGGAUGCUCUGAGAGAUACCCGGGGCUCUGAUCAGGUUUUAGUGUUUGAGCAUGUAAACUCCUGAAACCUGGAUGUAAACUAAACAUUAGCUUCAGUGUGAAAUGUGAUGCUUGAUGGUUGUACGGUUGGACUGAUGCUCCUCAGAUCUACUCCGUCUACAUGUUCUCAUCCGGUUCCUUCACUCACAUCUUUAGGUUCCAAUCAGCAGCUUUAACAGAUUAACAAAACAUUCUGUAAAGUUUCUAGUCUGCUAGAUGAAACAGAUCAGUUAAACCAGGAGAGUCAGAAUCACCUUAGUCCAGGACCUGAUCUCCAGUGGACCGGACCAGUAGAACCAGUAAAACCACAGCAGAACAACCCAUAAAUAACCACAACUUCUAAUGUUUAGAAAUGUUCACAUUUAAGGAAUUAUCUUUUCACUAAACAUCGCGAACAACCUGAAAUUUAUCCAGAAAAAGAAAUUCGGUUUCAUCAACGUUCAUCCUCAGUUUAUCAUUAACACAUUACAACUUCCAGAUCACAGAGUGUCGACAAAGGAACACAACAUUUAGUCAUCUGGAACUGAACCAUAGACGAUUUACUGGAGGAUCAAAACGACAAAAAAAGCAACAAAAACAAGACAAAAUAUUACAAAAACGAGACACAAAAUGACAAAAACUGAAACAAACGACACAAAACUAAACAAAAAAAAGACAAAAAAUUAGAAAGUUACAAAGUGACAAAAAAACGGACAAAUGCCAAUGAGACAAAAAAUGACAAAAAAAACGGUUCACAAACCAA